Messenger RNA from Owenia fusiformis, 503 nucleotides. The record is from the annotation of a GenBank genome assembly. NCBI's taxonomy places the organism in Eukaryota, Metazoa, Annelida, Polychaeta, Sabellida, Oweniidae.
UAUUAAGAUCAUCCAAAUGACCUAUGAACCACUGAAAUUGUUUGGAUGUACAUGACAGCCUAGUAGACCUAGAGGAUGGUCCCAUCUGCUUUGGGUAAUUUUGGUCUUUCGUUUCCAGUCACAAGUUUUGAUGAUACACCUGGUACCCCAAUAAUAACCAUCACUGAAGACAAUACAUUACCCGCUGAUGAGGAAGAUUUCGUCAAAUAUUUUGGACUUGAGAAGCACACAGAGGAGGAAGGUAGCAAAAAUGGACUAUUAAAUUGUGUCUGCACUGUCAAUUUUCCAGCACAAUCUUUAUUGUUGUCUGGUCAUGUAUAUGUGGAUAUGUCCCUGCUGGAAUGUCAUCUUUCACUCCUUUGCUGCAGACAGAUUAAGCUCAAUAUUAGGGGUAGAUACAUAUGUAUAUCACUAAUAUAGGUCAGUUUGGGGAGGUGCCAUGUUAGUUUUCAUAUUGUUAAAAUAUGUUUCAUUUGAAACAAUUGUUCAGAUUUGUUAUUCCU